AUGGAUGAAAAACAUGAUCAAACUAUGGCAAUGCUCAAUGAUGAAAAUCAUCCACCACGAACAAGAAUUGAUGAUAAUCAAUCACGAUUAUCAAAAUGUUGUUCAAGUUUUCUUGGUCCUUUACGUAAUAAUUUACUUCUUACAUUGACCAUUGCCGGUGUUUUUUUGGGUUUCUUACUUGGAUUUCUUGUUCGUACGUCAAAUCCAUCCACCGAAACGAUUAUGAUUCUUUCGUUUCCCGGUGAUAUUCUUAUGCGUAUGCUGAAAAUGCUUAUUCUACCUCUUAUUACAUCCAGUCUUAUAACUGGUUUAGCUGUACUUGAUCCAAAAUCGAGUGGUAAAUUAGGUUUAUAUGCCUUAACAUAUUACUUUUGUACUACAAUACUUGCUGCUAUACUUGGUAUUAUAUUGGUACAAGUUAUUCGACCAGGUGAACGAGCAAGUAAAGUUGAAGUUAAAUCAGAUAUAAUCCGUGGUGAUCCAGCAGCUGAUCAAAUUACAACACUUGAUGCUAUAUUUGAUUUAUUUCGUAAUAUGUUUGCUGAAAAUAUAAUACAAGCAGCACUUGAACAAGUUAAAACAACAAGAGAAUAUCUAAAUGUUUCGAAUAUUAAAACAAAUACGAGUAUAACGAAAGUUAAAUUUAAUACACGUUAUGUUGCUGGAACGAAUUAUUUGGGUUUAAUUACAUUUUGUUGUGCAUUUGGUAUUACAAUUGGAACAAUGGGUAAAAGAGGCGAAUUAAUGUUACAUUUUUUUAUUAUAUUAAAUGAAAUUGUCAUGAAAUUAGUUAAACUUGUCAUGUGGUAUUCACCAGUUGGUAUUAUGUUUUUAGUUGCAGGAAAAAUUUUAGAAAUUGAAGAUUUGCUUCAAUUAGCUCGAAGUUUAGGAAUGUAUGCAUUAACUGUUUUACUUGGUUUAGCUAUACAUGCAUUAAUUACAUUACCACUAAUAUUUUAUGCUGUAACACGUCAAAAUCCAUUUGCAUUUUAUCGAGGUAUGCUUCAAGCUUGGUUAACAGGUAUUGGUACAGGUUCAAGUGCUGCAUCAUUACCUGUAACAUUUCGAUGUUUGGAAGAAACAUUAAAAUUAGAUAGACGUGUAACACGAUUUGUAUUACCAAUUGGAGCUACGGUUAAUAUGGAUGGUACGGCUUUAUAUGAAGCUGUUGCUCCUGUUUUUCUUGCACAACUUAUGGGAAGACAAUUAGGUAUUGGUCAAUUAAUUAUUGUUAGUUUAACAGCAACAGUAGCUUCCGUUGGAGCUGCAUCAAUUCCAUCGGCAGGUCUUGUUACAAUGCUUUUAGUUAUGUCAGCUGUGAAUAUACCUGCAAAAGAAAUUACAAUUAUUUUUGCUAUUGAUUGGGCUUUAGAUCGUAUUCGAACAUCAGUUAAUAUAUUAGGUGAUGGUAUUGGAGCUGGUGUUGUUAAUCAUCUAGUUCGUUCUGAAUUAGGUCCACCUGAUCUCGAAGAAACAGAAAAUAUAGAUGCACCUAUUAAAGCUCGAACAGCAUCAGAAAUAAGUACUGGUCGACGAUUGCGUAGUCGAGAUGAUUCCAAUGAAACGUCAAAGCUUUAA
Molecule: messenger RNA, 1578 nt
Organism: Rotaria sordida
Lineage: Eukaryota; Metazoa; Rotifera; Eurotatoria; Philodinida; Philodinidae
Source: the annotation of a GenBank genome assembly